AUGGCUUCUCCCAACUCGUACCAAUACCCAUCUUCUUCUGCUUACCAACCGCAACAGGCCACCUUCGAUACCCGAGAGGAUUUUCCGGGACCUAGAGCUGGCCAUACUCUCACCGCGAUUUCCCACCGCCUAUUUCUCUUCGGCGGUUCUUCUACAGUCGCGAGCAAUGGCGCCGAUAUCAGUUUCCAAGGUAUUACCAAUUCGGUGCAUUGUUUUAGUAUUUUCACCAGGAAGUGGACAAGGAUUCAUCCGGAAGGUAUUCCUCCGUCUCCCAGGGCUUAUCAUGCAGCGGUCGCAUGUGACGACAUGGUCGUUAUUCAGGGUGGGAUUGGUCCAGCUGGGCUUUGUUCAGGAGAACUUAUCGUUCUUAAGACGACUAAUGAUCAGUUCAGGUGGCAAAUCGUGGAAAUUGGAGGGGAGGCUCCAGGCCCUCGCUAUGGCCAUGUUAUGGCUAUAGCUGACAGCACCCUGCUUAUAUAUGGCGGAACAAAUGGAAAUAGAAUUCUCUCAGAUACCUGGGCAUUUCAUGCCGCUAAAAAGCCGAAUUUCUGGGAGAAAUUAACCCCAUUUGGCUAUCGGCCAAAAGGGAUCAUGUAUGCUUCUGCUAGUACUCGAAGACAAGAUCGUUAUUUUACGCUCUGCGGCGGAAGAGACUGCUAUGGCGAGUCACUGGGAGAUGCUUACGGGCUACAAAAGCUUAACAAUGGUUUUUGGAUGUGGACUCGGUUUCCCGGCGUAGCUCAUUCCCGGAGAUAUCAACAUACAGCGGUUUUUGUAGGCUCAAGAUUGCAUAUCAUUGGGGGUGUCCAUAAUGGGACUCGCCUAAUCGAUGGUGAAGCAGCUAUUGCAGUGCUUGAUACGGAGACUGGUGAAUGGUUGGAUAGAAAUGGACCUGUGACUUCUAAUCUUAGCAGCAAUGGGCAAUAUCGUUAUCAACUUAUGCGGCGUUGUAGCCAUGCUGCUGUAGCCGUUGGAAACCGCAUAUUUAUGCAUGGUGGAAUUAGAGAAGGUGUAAUGCUCGAAGAUUUUCUAGUCGCUGAAAUAUCGCAGCCUUCAAGUUUUGAAACAGCAAACGCAUCUUCUAGGAGGAGAAGCUCGAGCCAAAGUUCAUUGGAUGGAUCCGCGGAGGCUCAUCUAAACUUACCAAGUCUAGAAACUGCUUUUUAUGCUACUGCUGCUGAAGGAUUUGAUCCAAAUGUUGCGAGUUCAAGUGAGAGGGUUGGAAACCAAGGUGGCUUGGUGAGACAGCCACGCUUGGAUCGAGCUGUUCAAGACUUGGUUAAAGAGGUCAUCUUAACAUUGUUGAAACCUAAAGAGUGGGAACCUCCUGCAACAAGAGAAUUUUUCUUGAGUUAUGCCCAAGUGGCUGGAUUGUGCAGUGUUGCCAAGGGAAUAAUCGAGCAAGAACCAACACUCCUGCAGCUCAAUGCUCCCAUCAAAAUUUUUGGGGAUCUCCAUGGACAGUUCCGAGACCUAAUGCGCUUGUUCUCUGAGUAUGGAUCUCCUUCAAUAAAAGGAGAUAUCGCGUACAUUGAUUAUUUGUUUUUGGGAGACUAUGUUGACAGAGGGACACACAGCCUGGAGACCAUUAUGUUGCUGAUUGCAUUGAAGAUCGAGUAUCCGGGGAACAUCCACUUGAUUCGUGGAAAUCAUGAGGCUGAAGUGACGAAUCAAAAUUACGGUUUCAAACAAGAAUGCAUACAAAGAAUGGGGGAGCACAAUGGGUCACAAGCAUGGUCAACGAUAAAUGAUCUUUUCGAUUAUCUUCCGCUUGCUGCACUAAUCAACAAGAAAAUUCUGUGUAUGCACGGUGGGAUCGGGUCGUCAGUCUUUACCGUGGAACAGAUUGCAAAUAUCAAGAGGCCCGUUAAACCGGAUGACUACCACGUACCCGUUGUUGUCAAAGACUUGUUAUGGUCUGAUCCUACAGCGAAUGAUAGCGUUUUGGGCGUUGGAGGAAAUCCCAGAGGAGAUUGUAUUGUCUCGUUUGGGCCUGAUGUAGUCAAGGCCUUCUGUGAGAGGAAUAACCUAGACAUGAUUAUAAGAGCUCAUGAGUGUGUACUGGAUGGUUUCGAAAGGUUUGCUCAAGGACAGCUCAUUACUGUCUUUUCUGCUACAAAUUACUGCGGAGUUGCGCAAAAUGCUGGAGCAAUAUUGGUAAUUGGUAGAGAUUUGCUCAUUGUUGCUAAGAUGAUUCAUCCUCUUCCACCUCCCAUCUCACCUUCCGAAAGCUCUCCCGAGAAUGCAUGGAUGCCGCUGGACAGCGAGAGGCCACCUACUCCGGUUCGAGGGAGGCCAAAGCCCGACGUUGAGAGUGGCUCAACUUCGUAA
Eutrema salsugineum is the source of this 2331-nucleotide messenger RNA. RefSeq names its product serine/threonine-protein phosphatase BSU1. NCBI's taxonomy places the organism in Eukaryota, Viridiplantae, Streptophyta, Magnoliopsida, Brassicales, Brassicaceae. The record is from RefSeq and is a predicted model, not a curated record. Gene Ontology annotation, molecular function: protein binding; phosphoprotein phosphatase activity. The transcript is spliced from 22 exons. Gene Ontology annotation, biological process: brassinosteroid mediated signaling pathway. The coding region runs from base 1 to 2331 and encodes 776 amino acids.